AUGGCUUCCAUGCCAGCACGCCGAUCAUCGCAGCGCCGCCCAUCACGUCCAGACCAAGCACCACGAUCAACCUCGCGUCCGUCACAAUCACCCGCAAGAACCCGAUCAGAAGACUCUCAGACCAUCUUCGUUAACAAGCCGGACCAGGAAGAGAAGCCGCAAACACAGCAGCCAUCGAGCACAUUCCCUCUGCCGCAAGACGAUGCGGAACCAAAGAAGUGCUGGAUCUGCUUUUCAGACUCUACAGAGGACACACCUGAGACAUCGCGAUGGCGGAAUCCUUGUCCUUGCGCGCUGGAGGCACACGAGGAAUGUCUGCUGGAUUGGAUCGCGGACAUGGAGGCACCCAAGAACCAGCGAGGUCGACCAGGACUUGCAGCGCCGAAGAUUGAGUGCCCACAGUGCAAGUCGGAGAUCAAGCUGUCAAGACCAAGAGACUACCUUGUCGACUUCUAUCGCGGUAUCGAGCGCCUUGGUGCAAAAGCAGUCACACCAGGAUCUCUGGCGCUUCUGUCAGGUGUGGUGUACAACUUCAGCUUGGCGCACGGUAUGCAUUCGAUAUACGCCAUCUUUGGUAGCGACGACGGGCAGCGUAUACUACGGCCCGUGAUUUACAAUGCGACACGAGCGCCAGUCGAGGCAUACGCUGGUCACCCUGGUGAAGCCUCAGAACAGCUGCUCAAUGUGUUGAUUGACCACAUCGUUCACUGGAGGCUCUAUGUCGGACUACCGCUUAUCACACCGAUACUUGUGCUAUCGCGCACAUCUUUCGCCGACGGCGUCCUACCAGUCUUGCCCAUCAUCUUCUUCGCGUCACAGGCACACUCACCGAACGAGUUCAUCGACUUCGCGCAGUGGCCGCCGAGCGCCAGCUUUGCAUUCGCGGUCCUGCCAUACUUUCGCUCGCUGUACAAUUACUACUACAAGAAGGUCUGGGCCGAGCGGGAAAAGCAGUGGCUGAGAGCUAUUCAACCUCGGAUCAAUGAGACGCAGACCGAUGCCAAUGGCGAGGUUGUGGAUGUGGGUGAUGAGGGUCAGCCAGCUGACAACGGAGAUGGCAACGUCUUCGAAGUGCGAAUCGAUGGAGGCAUAUGGGAUGAUUGGGAAAACGAAGACCAGAUUGAGCAAGCCAUAGCAGCGAACAAUGCGAUGGCACAACCAGAUCAAGCAGCGCAAGACGGCGACGAAGGCGCACCUGGACCUGUAGUCCAGGAUAAUCGACCAGUACCUGAAGGUGGCGCGAACGAAGCACCAGCACAACAAGCGGGCGCUCGCCAACAAGCACAGCAACAACAGAAUCAACAAAACCAACCGGCCGGCGGAGAACGAAGACUGUCUUUCUCACCCACCGCCAUCGCAGAGACGGUCCUCGGCGCUCUCAUAUUUCCGACUCUCGCCGGUUUCGCUGGCGAGGCUCUAAAGCUCAUCCUUCCUUCUGCGUGGACAGCAGGGCGGCCGCCAAUCGAUGUGUUUCGACAAACACAAUUCCUCUCGAAUCCUCGCUUCAGAGGGCUCCAGAAGACGGGCAUUGCAGGCCUUCUGCAGCACAAGUGGGCGCGAAGCCUGGUUGGAGGAUGUCUGCUAGUCGUCUGUAAGGAUGCGCUGACGCUUUACGGCCGGACCAAGAGGUAUAUGAGCAGCCAAGACCUCCACGACGCUUUUACAAGUCAAGCAAAGCACACCGUUGACAAUAGUAUUCUGCCUAAGAUGCCAGAUAUCUGGAAAGACUUCAACGGCCUCCUCAUCGACGACCCAUCUUUCAAACUCACACCUGAAGUUAGAGAGCUUUUCGUCAAGUACGCUGGCAUACCCGAAGAUGAAGUCGUGCAACAUGUCAAAGACGUCCGUGACCGCGCCUUCAAAAUCUUCCCAUACCCCUGCAUAGGCCAGUACCGCUUCCUCGACUUCGGCGUCUCCACUGCCCCUAAAUACAACGACGUCCUCGCUGGCGUCAAAGGUGGCAAGACGUUACUUGAUCUCGGCUGCUGCUUCGGGCAGGAUUUACGGAAACUCGUGCAUGAUGGCGCAGCGUCUGCGAACUUGACAGGUUUCGAGAUGGAGAAGGACUUCACAGAGCUGGGCUACGAUUUGUUCAGGGACCGGGAGACGUUGAGGAGUACAUUCGUGCACGGUGAUGUCUUCGCGUCCACCCCGAAUUUGACGGAGGGGAGUUUCGAUUAUGUACACGCCAGCUCUUUCUUCCAUCUGUUCAGCUGGGCGGAGCAGGUGGAGCUCGUGCGAAAGACGUUGAAGCUGUUGAACCCCGUGAAAGGGAGCAUGGUGUUUGGACGCCAGGCGGGUGUUAAGGAGCCUGGGGUGUUGAAGCAUGAGCGAACAAGGAGUGGGGAGAUGUUUAGACAUGAUGAGGGGAGUUUUGAGAGGAUGGUUCAUGAGGCUGCGGAGGGGAUGGAGGAGAAGGAGAGGGUGGAGGUGGAGGUGGAGGUGGGAAUGUUUGAGGUUGAGGUUGAGGGGGGAAAGUGGGAUUUUAUGCAUUAUGGUGUUGUGGUGAAGUGA
Molecule: messenger RNA, 2514 nt
Organism: Fulvia fulva
Lineage: Eukaryota; Fungi; Ascomycota; Dothideomycetes; Mycosphaerellales; Mycosphaerellaceae
Product: Asnovolin E/Chermesin D methyltransferase nvfJ
Exons: 3
Coding region: 1-2514 (837 amino acids)
Molecular function (GO): zinc ion binding
Source: RefSeq, a predicted model, not a curated record